AUAACAUUCUAUUAUUUUCGUUUCACCUUCUCAUGCUUUUCGUGACAAAUAGAAAAACCGAACGUAACCUUUCGUAAGCAGUUGGAUCUAAUAAUGACUGUCAUGGAAAACCAUAACAAAGUUUCCCAAGAGAAAGGUUCCUCACAGGAAUUUUUAAGUAACAAUGAGAAUUUAUCUCCUUGUGCUGGUGAACUCAUGGUUGCUAUUAAACCAGGCUCUGCUAGUUAUAGCCAUUUAAAUAAUCCCCCUCUGAAUACAAAGAUGAAUAUAUCAGCACUAAAUACAAAAGCUUAUGCUAAUGAGGAAAAGUUAGUAAUAUCCAGAACUGUAUCUCCAGUGAAGAGAUCUUUUAAUAAUGUAGAUAUAUUAACACUUGAGGCACCUUUGGCCAAGAGGUCAUCAACACCAGAAUCUUUUCAAAGUUCAGAUUCGGGAACCAGUAUCUUUAGAUCACUAAGUCAAUCUGCAGGCAGUAGCCAAUUACAAUCAGCUAUUAAUAGAGUAAAAACAAAUCUAAGCCAGAGUUGCUUUGCUGAUCUCCGAGCAAAUAAAGUCACUGAUAUCGAUAGCGAUUUGACAUGCUUAAAUUGGUUACAAGAAGGUGAUUUGUUAAAUGGAUUCUCUCCCGGCUCAUCAAAAACUACAUCAGACAUUAAUAAGGAAGAGAUAGAAAUUAAGAAUGAAAAUCAGCAAAAUACAGGACCACCUGAUCCUACUUUAAAUUCAAUUAACGAAGUGGAUAAAACAUUAAGAAAACCAGCAUACUCGUUUUCUACUUUAAUAUUUAUGGCAAUAGAGAAUGCCAAAGGCAAGCGUUUACCAGUUAAAGACAUUUAUCAAUGGAUUCAGGAUAAUUUUCCAUAUUUUCAAAAAGCGCCAAUAGGAUGGAAAAACUCUGUCAGACAUAACUUAUCUUUGAAUAAAUCGUUUAAAAAGGUGGAAAAAGAGAAAUGUAUAGGGAAAGGCUCUUUGUGGACGAUUGAUCAUGAGGCCAGGGCUGGAUUAGUACAGCAACUACGCAAAACGACAACAUAUCAUUCAUAUCCAUACUCCAAAUCACCAUAUCAUCAUAGCUGCAAUAAAUAUUUUGCUAAAGAUAAAGCUACUUAUAAGAGAGAUUUCCAUGGAAGAUUUAUUGCAAAUCAUGACGAUGCUGAGUUUGACGUGGCAGCAACGAUGUGUUCAAUGGGCAGUCCAUUUCCAGGAAAAGAAAAAAGAAACUGUGCUAAUGAUAAUGCAACAAGUGUAGAGUUACUCCGGAUCUGGCGUACCUACAUUGAACCAUAUGAUGAAGGAUGUUCUAUGAGUAGAGGUUCAAGUCCUGAAAAUGAAGUUGACAACAAGUUUCAGCCAAUUAAAGGCAAAUACUCUAUCGAGAAAUUCCUUGACGAAGUUCAGAACAAAUUGUCAUUUAACUCAAACGGACGUAGCAAAAGCGGUUUGAAUGCAAGUAUGGAUGAAGAUUAUGAGUUCUACAAUUCUGAUGACGACUCCGAUGAUGAAGACGAUGAAAUGAGUCAGAACAUGAAGAGAUUGGUUGACAAAGAGAGAGAUGACAGUUUGGCUGAUAGUGGUUAUUCUGAAGAAGGGUCGCUUAAGAGUAGCACAAUGCUUGAUCACUCAUACUCCAAGUCUCUCAAUAGUCUUGUACGACCACAUUCUAAACGGGAAUCCAAAGGCGUCGCAGCUUUGUUACAUUUAGCAAAUGCUGCUACUAAAGAACUAGAAAUUUUAAAUAAAAAAGAAUCACCAGAUCACUCGUAUGCUUUUCCACCAAAGGACAAUGAGGGAGGCACGUUAGAUCUUGAAAAUAUGUCUAAAUAUGCAGAAAACAAUAUUUUAAGUUCGUCAAACACACCUAAGCUUGGACAAGUAAACGUAUAACAGUUUUUGCCUUGCUUUUUAUUUUUAUUUUAUUAUAUUCUUUAUUUUAUCCAGUUGAUAUUAUGGCAGUUUUUUUAUAAGGCACAUUGCACACGACAGAGCAUUUACAGGAGAACCUAAGGUUCUAGACACAUCAUGCAGUUGAAUUUUCAAAAAAGUUUUGUCAUUAACACCAGUAGCUAAACGUGAGCUCUUAUAUCGAUCCCACAUUUUUGGCCUUUAAAAAUCUUUUGAUUUGUUUUCGAUUGUGCUGCAUUGAUGUUCUAUAUUGACUGCAGGUAACUCGUACAGUAUUUGCAGUAUCACAUUUUGCAUUGCUGCCUUAUUUUUUUAUAUAUUAAGUAUAAUUUUUAUUUAAAAGAAACGAAAUAUAGAACAACAUAAGUACGAAUAGUUGACACAAGCUAUUUUUUUUUUCGAUGAAUUUACAAAUUUUAUAAAAUUAUUAUAUAGUAAGCAUUUAGAAUUUUAUUUUGACGUAAGAAUUAUCCUAAGAAAUCCCAAUUCAAUUCACAGGAUUUCAGGAUGUUCUAUCUCUGUAAAGGGGGGUUGAUCAAUAUUUGAUUUCGGCUGGGAGAAAACAAACAAUUUAUUAGGUGUCUAUACAAACUUGGGAAAACAAGAAAAAAGUCUAGGAAAACUAAUUUCUUCUGGUGGUCUGGAAAUUUAGUCUAUAUUUGACUUCAUAAAGUUGUAUUAAAAGGAGAAAUACUAAUUUGAGAUAAGUGCUAUGAAGGUUAGACUUUUAAAGCAAUCCAAUCAUUAAUUUUAUGUAAAAAAAAUUGAAACUAAUUCUAGUGGCUUCGUUUUCAUUGUACUUUUCCACGUUUUGAUGUACGCAAAGAUGGGGUAAAUUGAUCAGGAUAAGGUCAGAAAUCAGCCUAUUUUUAAUCUUUUGCAACGAAAUUGUGUUAUAGUGAAUGUGACCUUCAACUUGUUUCGCUAUGUUGUUUUUCCUUCAAAAAUCAAACAUCUUUUAAUGGACCAUGUUGUGUUUGUACUUUGUCAAUUUUUAGUGUGAACUGUCUUGUUUUUAUUUUCACAAUAAAAUAAAUUUUUCCGUAAUUUUAGUACGCAUUGAAGAAAUUUAUAUCUAUGCAUUAGUGAAACGAGAAACUUUUGUACUAUCCGCUUUUUAUCUGUGACAAUUUACUUAAAUACUAAAAGCGCAAAAUAUUCGGCAAAAUAUUUCGCGCGUAAAAUUAUUCUCUAAGUUUUGUGAGUCAGAAGAGAGAAACUAGUGAUUAACGAUUAACUUUAUUAACGGUUAACUUUAUUUUUUCGACUUAUGUCUCGCGAAAAAACAUUCUCGUGAUUUUGUGAUUUGAAUUUUUAAAUUUUGGAGUUUUCGCAAAGAGUGACAGAAAUCACUAAAAUCGUUUUUCCUAAAGUAACUCGUUGAUCCAUUCUACGAUAAUUUUGUCAUCCAUCCUUGUUACGUCGAUCUAAGGCUCGCCUUGUUUAUGUUGCUUUCAACUAAAGGGAAUAGUUUACUAAACAGACAAAAAUUAUUCGAUCCUUAUGUUAUACCACAUCAAAGACUCUUGUAUUAUUUUUGAAGUCUUGUAUUUCCUGUAGUGCGCACAAUGUUGUACAGUAGCAAA
Molecule: messenger RNA, 3488 nt
Organism: Hydractinia symbiolongicarpus
Lineage: Eukaryota; Metazoa; Cnidaria; Hydrozoa; Anthoathecata; Hydractiniidae
Product: forkhead box protein N2-like
Exons: 8
Coding region: 94-1884 (596 amino acids)
Biological process (GO): regulation of DNA-templated transcription
Cellular component (GO): nucleus
Molecular function (GO): DNA-binding transcription factor activity; cis-regulatory region sequence-specific DNA binding
Source: RefSeq, a predicted model, not a curated record